This is a messenger RNA of Amoebophrya sp. A120, 789 nucleotides long. The record is from the annotation of a GenBank genome assembly. Lineage: Eukaryota; Dinophyceae; Syndiniales; Amoebophryaceae.
CAAGGACGCACCGCCGGGCGCAUGCUGGGCUACAAAGGUGCACGAGCUCUUUGACCAGCUUCAGCGAGGCGAGGAUGUGGUCGUAGAUGCUGGGAAGGCUGGUCGCGUUGCCAUCUCGCCACGAACAAACAGGGAACGCCAAAGCCACCGCGGGACGACCGGGGGUGCUUUCGGCGGAUAUGGCGUGCCGCCGGCACAGCAAGGGCAAGCUGGCGGUGCUUCCGAGCAAUACAGUGAUGGCGAUAGUGCUGGCUUUGAUGGCGGGCAAGCGCAGAGUCAAGUGUCACGGCGUGGUGCGGGCCCCUCUCGGUCCUCAGUAGACGACUCGCAGUUCUCCUCCGAGUUUUUCGUCGAGGAAGCUACUGCCGGUCCGGCCAUCGGAAGUGUCAAGUCCGACGAAUUUUUACCAGAGAUGGGACCACGCGGAGGCUCAUCAAGCAAAUCCACAUCUAGCACAUCAUCUCUCUCCGGACAGAGGAAAUCCGCCGGUGGCUCAAUGAUGGAGGACCUGGAUUGGUUUAUUUCGGGAGAUUCUGUGGGAUCGCCGAGCGAGCGGGAUUUCAAUCGGCUGGAUCAGCAGCAGGGCCGGCUUGACGGCCAGAAGCAGCACUCGCGGGACGCCAUGAAGCGAGCCACCCGCACCACCAGCCCGGCACUGCACGCCGCGCGUCAAGAGCAAGAAAACGAGAACUACAGCGUUGAGGCAGCUCAAAGAAAUGAUCCUUGGGCCUCAUCUUGGGGACGCGAUGGAACAGAUUAUCUGGACGAAGAUCGCAGGACAGGAAGUAG